AUGGAGGAAGCCAUAAUAGCAGAUACGUAUGGCCUUCGUCUUAAGAAUGAAUUCGACAGGGACCUUUCAUUCCGUUUAGUGAAUGCACAUGUCUCGACGUAUCUUGCUAUCUGUCCGUGGGAACAUAAGAUGGUGCACCAGGAGGAGUUUAUGCUGCUGUUGCGACUCUUGACAUUGAUAUGGCGGAAGAACUUUCUCACAUGGGCUCACGGCCAUGGGGCCGUGCAAUCCAUCGUGCCAUAG
Messenger RNA from Closterium sp. NIES-65, 243 nucleotides. The record is from the annotation of a GenBank genome assembly. NCBI's taxonomy places the organism in Eukaryota, Viridiplantae, Streptophyta, Zygnematophyceae, Desmidiales, Closteriaceae.